GUGACAUAAUGUAGGGUGAGAUGGGCGGAGGGAACGCGACAGGGACUGAUAACAGGAUACCAUAAAUAGCCUGCUAAAGGCGGGACUUCCGAGAGGCUUUUAAACCUCUCUCCGACUAUCUUUUGACGCCUUGUUCACCAAUGUCCAAGAUUGAAACCACUACCUAUGACUCAUUCGAGUCCACACUGGCCGUCCACCGUGACAAACCCCUCACAUGGUGCAAAACAUUUUCGAUCCUCUGGGGCACAGUUUCGACUACUGCCCUAACUAGGUGCUGGCCUGCAUUGAUUGGCACUAUCAUCUGGUCGUCCUCAAUAUGCGUGCUUAACUAUUAUACGCACGGAAUAUGGUCGAUUCAGCCGACUGUCAUCACCGUGUUCGGUACCGUCCUCGGUUUCAUAAUAUCCUUUCGGACAUCGUCCAGUUUCGAGCGUUAUAAUGAGGGCGCCAAACUAUGGUCUGAUCUUGUGUUGAACUGCCGCAUCUUUGCUCGGACAGUGUGGUUUCAUGUCCCAGAUAACGCUAUUUCUGUUCCCCCAAAGGAUUGUCACCAUACGGUUGCUGAUGAAAUAACCAAUCAGGACUUAGCGAAGACCCAGAAGGAACACGCUAUGACCCUGAUUGAGAAGAAGACGGUAGUGAAUUUACUCGAGGCGUAUGCUGUCGCCACCAAGCACUACCUGCGAGGGGAAGAAGGAAUUCACUACAAAGAUCUUUACCCGCUUGUUCCCUUCCUCUCUUCAUCCCAUUACUCGUUUCCCGCCAUUAUCCCUUUUAAAAAUGACGAAAUUCGGAAGUUACGCAGUAGGCAUACACAUAACCCGAAUCACGACACACCGAAUCUCUCUGGGGAUGCAGCCGUCCAAACACACGAAGUGGCAGUGCCUGAGUCUUUGUCAAGACCCGUUAAUCGAUCACUUUGGAGGGACACCGCCAAAACCAUCGCACCCCCUUAUUAUGAUCCAGAGUCUCUUCUGCCCGCCGAACUACCUCCUAGGCGCAGCUGGCGAUCAGCUUCCCCAUUUCCGGUCUUCUUUUGGACAUCUUACAUUUGCGCACUCCAAACCCGCAAAACUGUGAGCGAUCCAACUUUAGAUGUGCUUACUGCGACGCUCAAUCAGCUCGUGGGUGCCUUGACUGGGUUAGAAAGGAUCCUUGCUACUCCGAUUCCGUUUUCUUACUCCUCGCACCUAUGGAUGAUUACAAUGCUUUACCUUGCAGCUUGGUAUGCAGGAGUAUUUUUCCGCCUACAGCUAGUUGAUAUCGUCGUUAUAUGUGAUAGCCCUUCCAGCUAUGGACCACACUUAGGUGGUUUACUAUUCCAGCGACUAGUUGGGCUUUCUACAGCUUUCUUGUGGCCGGGGAAGAAAUUGAAAAUCCGUUUGGCAAGUUUUCUCAUCCCGAAUGACCGAUACGAUCUUACCACCAUCUAUCUGAUAGGCUAUGGCAAGAAUGACUUGAACCUGAGAUAUUUGGUGGAGAAUAUCAUACGCGAGUCUUAUUUUUGGAAGGAACUUCGUGCUAUUACAUCAACGCCGGCCCCAAACAUAGCGAUAUGGGCGUUCUCGAAAGAGAACAAUUUUCUUCAAGUUGAGAAAUAUUCGAAGGACAACUCGGACAAAACACCGCAGGCCUGGGUUGACAAGGGGAAGGAGAAGAUUCUCAACGCUUUGUACGUAUAG
Messenger RNA from Suillus bovinus, 1682 nucleotides. RefSeq names its product Bestrophin, RFP-TM, chloride channel-domain-containing protein. Gene Ontology annotation, molecular function: chloride channel activity. NCBI's taxonomy places the organism in Eukaryota, Fungi, Basidiomycota, Agaricomycetes, Boletales, Suillaceae. The record is from RefSeq and is a predicted model, not a curated record. Bases 141 to 1682 code for a protein of 513 amino acids. The transcript is spliced from 11 exons.